Messenger RNA from Dovyalis caffra, 1764 nucleotides. The record is from the annotation of a GenBank genome assembly. NCBI's taxonomy places the organism in Eukaryota, Viridiplantae, Streptophyta, Magnoliopsida, Malpighiales, Salicaceae.
AUGGAACAAGAAGGAGAAGUUGAAUCUUUAAAAUCAAUAAGCAAAAACGCUGCAAAGAAGGAAGCAAUAAAGCAAGAGAAAUUACGUCGUCGUCAGGAAGCAGCAGCAGCAGCCGCCGCCGCCGCUUCCUCACUUUCUAUCGAGGAGGACCCACUCGCGGCGAACUAUGGUAAUAUUCCGCUUUUAGAUCUGCAAUCGAAGUUGGAAGCAGAUCUAAAAGCGUGGACACGAGUUGGAGACCUAACUCAUGAGCUGCAAGAUAAAGAGGUAUUGAUUCGUGGCCGUGCUCAAACCACGCGUGCUGUUGGCAAGAACAUGGCAUUUGUUGUGGUGAGAGAGAGAGGUUUUACUGUGCAGUGUGUGGUUACUGCUAAGCCUGAUUUGGUUAGUAAGCACAUGGUUAAAUUCGUCGCUGGUCUGAGUCGGGAGUCAAUUGUUGAUGUACAUGGCGUCGUUUCGGUUCCCUCUGUUCCUAUCAAGGGCGCCACACAGCAGGUUGAGAUUCAAGUUAGUAAGCUUUAUUGUGUUAACAAAUCUAUGCCAACACUUCCCAUUAGUAUCGAGGAUGCUUCUCGAAGUGAAAAGGAAAUUGAAGAAGCUUUGCAGGCUGGAGAACAACUUGUUCGUGUCAAUCAGGAUACACGUCUGAAUUAUAGAGUUCUCGACAUGCGAACAUUAGCUAACCAAGGGAUUUUCCGCAUUCAGUGUCAAGUUAGCAAUAUAUUCAGGCAGUUUUUAUUGUCAGAAGAAUUUGUUGAAAUCCACACUCCAAAACUGAUAGCAGGCUCCAGUGAGGGUGGUUCUGCUGUGUUUAGGCUGGACUACAAAGGUCAACCUGCCUGCUUGGCCCAGUCGCCUCAACUUCACAAGCAAAUGGCAAUUUGCGGUGAUUUUGGGCGUGUUUUUGAGAUUGGUCCAGUUUUCAGGGCAGAGGACUCUUACACUCAUAGGCAUUUAUGUGAGUUUACGGGUCUUGAUGUUGAAAUGGAGAUUAAGCAACACUACACUGAGGUGAUGGAUAUUGUUGGCAGUUUAUUUGUUGCAAUGUUCGAUCAUUUAAAUGAAAAGUGCCACAAAGAUCUUGAUGCAGUUAGGAGGCAAUAUCCGUUUGAACCUUUGAAGUACCUGCGAAAGACUCUGCGCCUAAGGUUUGAAGAAGGGGUUCAAAUGCUCAAGGAAGCAGGAGUGGAAAUUGAUCCUUAUGGAGACUUGAAUACAGAAUCAGAGAGAAAACUUGGCCAGCUUGUUUUGGAAAAGUAUGGCACUGAGUUUUACAUUCUUCACCGGUAUCCUUUGGCUGUUAGGCCAUUCUACACCAUGCCGUGCUACGAUGAUCCAAAAUACAGUAACUCAUUUGAUGUCUUUAUUCGAGGUAAACCAUUUGAUGAGUAUUUUAGUCUCAUUAGUAUGAAAGUUACACUGGUUGCUUUACAUCUGGAGUCUUGGACAUUUCUAUUACCUUUGUUAUGUUUGCAUGUGUACAUGCAUGCAUUCUUGGACAAGUUUUCAAUGCAUAUGGAAGGUGAGGAGAUAAUUUCUGGAGCACAGCGUGUCCAUGUGCCAGAAUUGUUGGCAGAACGUGCACAGGCAUGUGGUAUUGAUGUCAGCACAAUAUCAACAUACAUUGAUUCUUUCAGAUAUGGUGCCCCUCCACAUGGUGGGUUUGGAGUGGGGUUGGAGCGUGUGGUGAUGCUAUUCUGUGGUCUGAACAAUAUUCGUAAAACGUCACUUUUCCCUCGUGACCCGCUUAGGAUUGCUCCAUGA